AAGUGCGUGGCUCAACGAGAAAAUGGUGGACCACAGCUGCAGUGGAUUUCAAUCGCCCGUGUUGUGGAUUUUUUCUGUUACAUUUGUAGUCAACAUGUGUUUGAUGGUUCUCGGGUUGAGAGCUGUAGACGCGGAGGGUCAAAUUGAAGAUGCAUUCCGUGCAGGAAAUACAGUAUUUUCACCGACCACUGCAGCAGCACGGGAUCUACGGUAUCUUCUCUACGAUGUCAACCCACCAGAGGGCUUCAACCUGCGUCGGGAUGUCUACAUCCGCAUGGCAUCUCUGGUGAAGACCCUGAGGAGACACGGUGACUGGGUGCUGGUGCUGCCCCCCUGGGGGCGUCUCUACCACUGGCAGAGCCCAGACAUCCACCAGACAAGAAUCCUCUGGAGAGAGUUCUUCAGCCUCACCAGUCUUCAGGGCAAUGUGCCAGUCAUAGAAUACGAGGAGUUUAUAGCCGAGUCUGGAGGUCCGUUUAUUGAACAGGUGCUGGUGCUACAGAACUACGCUGAAGGGUGGACGGAUGGAAAAUGGGAGGAGAAAGUGGAUGAGAGACCCUGCGUUGAGCGGUUAAUGUACUCCAAAGACAAACAGGGCUAUUACAGAGGUUGGUUCUGGGGCUAUGAGGAAACCAGGUGUGUGAACGUCACUUGUCUUUCAGCUCAGGGCCACGCCUCCAUGCUGGCACCCCUUCUGCAGAACAACAUCACAUCAACGUCAGUGAUGUUGGAUAGAGCAGAGACUGUCCUCCAUGAUCACUACGCUGGAAAGGACUACUGGAAUACUCGCCGCAGCAUGGUCUUCGCCAAACACCUGCGUCUCCUAGGGGACGAGUUCCGAGCAAAGUACCUGAACUCCACAGACGAGCAGGACCAGACCGUAUACAACGAGGACUGGACUCUCAUUAAGAAUAAGCUGGGUUCUGCCAGAGGGGGGCCGUACCUGGGUGUCCACCUGAGAAGGAAGGACUUUAUCUGGGGUCACAGAGAGGAUGUGCCCAGCCUCAAAGGAGCUGUGAAGAAGAUCAUGAGCCUCAUGAAGAAAACCAAACUAGACAGAGUCUUUGUGGCCACAGAUGCAGAUGAUGAAGAGCUGGCGGAGCUGAAGAUGAUGUUACCAGAGAUGACACGCUUUGAGCCCACCUGGGACGACCUGGAACUACUCAAAGACGGGGGCGUGGCUAUCAUCGACCAAUGGAUCUGCGCGCAUGCCAGGUAUUUUAUCGGAACAUCUGUGUCAACCUUCUCCUUCCGUAUCCACGAGGAGAGAGAGAUAUUGGGAUUUGAACCCAAAACCACCUACAACCGCUUCUGUGGGGACAGUGAGAAAGAGUGUGAACAGCCCACACACUGGAAAAUAGUCUACUGACUCAUCAAUGCAAAACCCCACUCAAGACCUCUUUAAAACAUGCCAAACGCAGUGUUGAAGUAUUUUUUUCAUGUUUUUUUUAUAUAUACGCUACCCUUAAGUUCGGGGUCACUUAGAAAUGUCCUUGAUUUUGAAAGAGAACCUUUUUUUUUUUUGUCCAUUUAAAAUGACAUCAAAUUGAUCAGAAUUACAGUGUAGAUAUUGUUAAUGUUGUAAAUGACUAUUGUAGCUGGAAACGGCAGAUUUUUUUAUGGAAUAUCUACGUAGGUGUACAGAGGCCCAUUAUCAGCAACCAUCACUCCUGUGUUACAAUGGCACGUUCUGUUAGCUAAUCCAAGUUUAUCAUUUUAAAAGGCUAAUUGAUCAUUAGAAAACCCUUUUGCAAGUAUGUUAGCACAGCUGAAAACUGUUGUCCUGAUUUAAAGAAGCAAUAAAACUGGCCUUCUUUAGACUAGUUGAGUGUCUGGAGCAUCAGCAUUUGUGGGUUCGAUUACAGGCUCAAAAUGGCCAGAAACAAAGAACUUUCUUCUGAAACUCGUCAGUCUAUUCUUGUUCUGAAAAUCUCGUACAAGGAUGUGUACUACUCCCUUCACAGAACAGCGCAAACUGGCCCUAACCAGAAUAGAAAGAGGAGUGGGAGGCCCUGGUGCACAACUGAGCAAGAAGACAAGAUUGCCUGCAAUGACAACAAGCUCAGUCCGAUGAUGCUGUGACACACUGCCUCAGACCAUGACGGACCCUCUACCUCCAAAUCGAUUCCGCUCCAGCCUCGAUGUAACGCUCAUUCCUUUGACGAUAAAUGUGAAUCCAAUCAUCACCCCUGGUGAGACCAAACCGCGACUCGUCAGUGAAGAGCACUUUUUGCCAGUCCUGUCUGGUCCAGCAACGGUGGGUUUGUGCCCAAAGGUGACGUUGUUGCCGGUGAUGUUUGGUGAGGACCUGCAUUACAACAGGCCUACAAGCCCUCAGUCCAGCCUCUCUCAGCCUAUUGUGGACAGUCUGAGCACUGAUGGAGGUAUUGUGCAUUUCUGGUGUAACUCAGGCAGUUGUUGUUGCCAUCCUGUACUUGUCCCGCAGGUGUGAUGUUCGGAUGUACCGAACCUGUGCAGGUGUUGUUACACGUGGUCUGCCACUGUGAGGACGAUCAGCUGUCCGUCCUGUCUUCCUGUAGCGCUGUCUUAGGCGUCUCACAGUAUGGACAUUGCAAUUUAUUGCCCUGGCCACCUCUGCAGUCCUCAUGCCUCCUUGCAGCAUGCCUAAGGCACUUUCACGGAGAUGAGCAGGGACCCUGGGCCUCUUUCUUUUGGUGUUUUUCAGAGUCAGUAGAAAAGCCUUAUUAGUGUCCUGAGUUUUCAUAACUGUGACCUUAAUUGCCUACCGUCUGUAAGCUGUUAGUGUCUUAACGGCCGUUCCACAGGUGCAUGUUCAUUAAUUGUUUAUGGUUCAUUGAACAAGCGUGGGAGACAGUGUGACGUAAUUAGGAUUUUUACGAAUUAUCUUUGAAAGACAGGGUCCUGAAAAAAGGACGUUACUUUUUUUGCUGAGUUUAGAUAUUACAUAAAAAAAUCAACCAUUUCCAGCUACAAUAGUCAUUUACAACAUUAACCAAGUCUACUCUGUAUUUCUGAUCAAUUUGAUGUUAUUUUAAUGGACAAAAAAAUUGCUUUUCUUUCAAUAACAAAGUCAUAUCUCAGGGACCCCAAACUUUUUAAUGGAAGUGUGUGUGUGUGUAUGUAUGUGUGUGUGUGUGUGUGUGUAUGUAUAUAUAUAUAGCUUAAAAAAGACACACAUACAUAUAUAUAUGUAUGUGUGUCUUUUAAAAAAAAAAACAUUUUGUGCUAUGUUUGUAUUGUUUUGAGAAUUGUGCAAACUGGGGUCCAUUGACCACUGACUGAAUGUGAUGCUAAAAUGGUCUAGGCAAUCAGAUUAUUUAAAAAUCGCCACUUUUUAAUUUGACCUGUUUACACUCAUUGCACCUUUUCUAAUAACUUUCUAGGUAUGAUAUUGGCCUUUUUUUAGUGUUAUGUGUGACCAAAUCUGGCUGCAAUCAAUGGUAUUUCAAUUGCUGUGCGAUUUUUUUUUUUAAUUUUUUUUAUAAGGGAAUAAUUUUUUUGGUCAUGUAACAUGCAUUGAAAGUGCAGUGUCUUCUAUGACCAAUUCAUACUGUAUUCGGUUGUGAAUCUACCUUAUGUUGCAUUAUGGUGUAAGAUAUUUUGUGAGCUUGAGGAACCUGUUUUUGUUUUGUUUUCCUUUGUGACUAGCCUAUAAUUGAAACUGUGUUGCUUGGUUGACAUUUCAGUCUUCGAACAGAGAAAAACGGGUAUGUGGUUAAAUAUAGUAUGUUGUUGAUCCAUUAUUUUUUUCUCGCAUGACCUGUUUAAGGUAAGUUCAAAGCCAUAUAGUGAACAUUGAUUGACCAGGUAAUUAUGGUAUAGAAUAUGAUCUAUAUUUUAUAUGAUCAGAUAUAAACAACUUAUUUUCAAUGAUUACAGUUACAGUAAUAUUUUUUUUACAGCUAAGAUUAUGAUAAUUUUGGGACUUUUAUUUUUAUCUUUCCACUUGUAUGGCUGUCAUUUUGGAAAUUAUUUCAUUAUAAAUUAUUUUCAAGAGUAUCAAUCAGAGCACAUACCAUAUCUUCAAUGAUUUACAUAAAUAUUUUUCUUACAACAAAUUGACGGACUGACACAAAACAGUCACUAUCACCUGCCAAUAUGUUCUAAGGUGAACUGCAAAAUAUAUAUAUAUAUAUAUAUAUAUAUACAUACAUACACACACACACACACACACACACACAGUACCAGUCAAAAGUUUGGACACCUACUCAUUUCUUUAUUUUUAUUAUGUUCUCCAUUGUAGAAUAAUAGUGAAGACAUCAAAACCAUGAAAUACCACAUAUGGUAUUUAUAUUUUAUAUUCUUCAAACAAGUCACGCUUUGCCUUGACGACAGCACUGAUUAUGCUUUUGGGUCCCAAGGCACUACUGUGUCUCUAACUGACAAUGAAUGGGUGACAUAAACCAAAUAGAAAGUGAUAAUUGUGCACGAGUUCAAAAUUGAAUUUCAAUAAACUGAAUGAUGAGGGCGAAGAAGGUGAUUGAAUUUAGAACAAUAGUGUAAGAAUUGCUAUUCCUCUGUCCUGCAAACUUAGACUAGAAUUAAGGUGUGGAAAUGUUAGGAUUAUUUAGCUUUUACUGUAGUACUGCAGCCUACUCCCGACCAGUGAUGUUGUACAUUGCCCGAGUGGCUCAGCGGUCUAAGACACUGCAUCGCAGUGCAAACUGUGUUGCUACAGAUGCUGGUUUGAUACCCGUGCUGGCCGCGACCAGGAGACCCAUGAGGCGACGGUAGGCUUUUGGUUUCUCUCCCUCUAAAAACAGACAUUUAUAAUUCUAAAUAACAAACUGGCUUUAUUUACAAAUUAGUAACAAUGUCUCACCCCAUGUUCAAAAAUGGCCUUUUUCUCACUCACUUUAGGUUAUUUGAAAACAAUAAUCUCCAAAAUAUUGUUAUUUUUUCAAAUCUAACAAAACAAUCAACAUUGAAUAACUGGCAUAAUUGUGACAUGCCACAAGCAAAUAUGUUCAAUGACGAGGUGGCGAGAUCUUAAAUUUGUUGUGUGGAUUUUCAUUUGUAUUUAUUUCCUGAUGGAGAGCUUUGUCUGUUAGGAUUUACCUGUACGAUGUUCCCGCUAUAUUUUUAUGCAUUUGUGUGUAUGUACAAGUGUUAUUGGAGUGGUUUGGAUAGUUUCGUUGUGAAUCAGUACACGUAUGCACAAUGCAGUCAUCUUACCAUUAUAAACGGGCCUGUGGUUCACCUUGUGAAUAUCUUUUAGUUUUUUUUUAUUGGUCUUCACAAUAAAACACUACCUUAAUCAGGGUCAGGGAAACUGGCCCUAAAUCUCCUUUGGACAAUGACUUGUUACUAAUCUGUUUAUGAACAAGCCUGUGGUUUACAUUGUGCAUGUUUUUUUGUUUCAUAGGUCUGCACCGGAAGCACCAAGUCUGACAGCUGGGAAACCAAAGGAGACAGUUCAGUACCAUUUGAAUCUUGCAAUUGCACCCUACAUGAACAGAUGAGUUAGCUGACAACCUCACGAAAUUGAUGCGCACACUUCAAUGAGUCAGAAGUCCAUGUGUUGUUGUGAUUCUGGAUGGCCAGAAGCUAACCACAAUGACAAGAAGUUGACAUGUGGGGAAUCGUAGGUGGCUCGUUUAAGCUAGUUUUAUGUGGUUCUUGAUAUUAUGUCUUGUUCUGGGUCGUUUUUUUUGACUGAUGUCACGUCUAUGCUAAUAUGGCAAAAAAAUUGCUAGCGAACUAACAAACAAUUGUAACAAUGUAUUUGAGAGACAAAAAGUGCUCAUUGUGCAAAUAUAUUCAUAUUUUCAAUAAACAUUGGAGACUAAAUAUA
This is a messenger RNA of Oncorhynchus keta (chum salmon), 5776 nucleotides long. Its product is annotated as GDP-fucose protein O-fucosyltransferase 2-like. The transcript has 10 exons. The coding region runs from base 23 to 1369 and encodes 448 amino acids. The record is from RefSeq and is a predicted model, not a curated record. Lineage: Eukaryota; Metazoa; Chordata; Actinopteri; Salmoniformes; Salmonidae. Gene Ontology annotation, molecular function: peptide-O-fucosyltransferase activity. Gene Ontology annotation, biological process: protein O-linked glycosylation via fucose.